Messenger RNA from Hyaloscypha bicolor E, 1290 nucleotides. Its product is annotated as P-loop containing nucleoside triphosphate hydrolase protein. The record is from RefSeq and is a predicted model, not a curated record. Gene Ontology annotation, biological process: DNA repair; DNA-templated DNA replication. NCBI's taxonomy places the organism in Eukaryota, Fungi, Ascomycota, Leotiomycetes, Helotiales, Hyaloscyphaceae. Gene Ontology annotation, molecular function: ATP binding; DNA binding; DNA clamp loader activity. The transcript is spliced from 4 exons. Bases 44 to 1225 code for a protein of 393 amino acids. Gene Ontology annotation, cellular component: Ctf18 RFC-like complex; DNA replication factor C complex; Rad17 RFC-like complex.
UUUCAAGCAGCGGCACCAAAAGAAACGCAUAGCCUCCAGCAACAUGUCUGACUUCGAGGAUGAUAUGGAUGUCGAUGCGCCUGCGGUGCAAGACUCGGUGCUGUUCAGCUCAGACAACACCAAUUCCAAAGGCAAGAGAAGCAUCGCCAACCUGCCAGUCGAAGCGGAAGAUAGCUUGCCAUGGGUCGAAAAAUACCGUCCAGACACCCUCGAUGACGUAUCGGGGCACGAAGACAUCCUAGCCACCAUCAACAAGUUCGUGGAUACAAAUAGACUCCCCCAUCUGCUCCUAUAUGGCCCUCCAGGUACAGGAAAAACGUCUACGAUCCUCGCUCUUGCCCGCCGAAUCUAUGGCUCCAAGAACAUGCGGCAGAUGGUCCUCGAGCUCAACGCCUCUGAUGACCGUGGUAUCGACGUCGUCCGCGAACAAAUCAAAACCUUCGCCAGCACGAAGCAAAUCUUCACCAACAACUCGUCCUCGACCUCGAUUGCCGGAUACAAGCUAAUUAUCCUCGACGAGGCGGACGCGAUGACAUCCACGGCACAGAUGGCAUUGAGACGAAUCAUGGAGAAAUACACCGCGAACACCCGAUUCUGCAUCAUUGCAAACUAUACACACAAGCUCAGCCCCGCACUCCUGAGUCGGUGCACGAGGUUCCGAUUCAGUCCGCUGAAGGAGCGAGAUAUCCGGGUCUUGGUAGACAAAGUCAUCACGGAGGAGAAUAUUCAGAUCACAGGGGAAGCCAUAGAUGCGUUGGUCCGGCUGAGCAAAGGAGACAUGCGCCGCGCUCUCAACGUUCUCCAAGCCUGCCACGCAAGCAGCACACCACUCCACCUGAAAGGCACCCCAAAGAUCGCCGAGAAAGACAUCGAGCGCGACCUGAUCACCGAAACCACAAUUUACGAAUGCAUAGCCUCCCCACACCCCGAAGACAUAACCAAGAUCAUGAACACGCUUCUCCAGACAAAGGACGUGAUAACUUGUCUGCAGACGAUCAAUACGCUUAAGGCGACGCAGGGGCUAGCGUUGGCGGACAUCAUUACGGCACUGGCGGAGGAAUUGAGCAGGAUGGAUGUCCCAGCGCCUGUUAUGAUUACAUGGUUAGAUGGCUUGGCUGAGGUGGAGUACCGAUUGAGUGGUGGUGGGGGAGAGCUCGUGCAGACAGGGGCGGUAGUUGGCGUUGUUAGGAAUGGCGCGGAACUGCUGGGCGAGGUCAAAUCAUGAUGGGUUGUAGUGUGAAAGGAUUUGAAUGUCUGGCUUGGGGCGUUGGAGGGAAAACUUGGGCUGGC